Molecule: messenger RNA, 297 nt
Organism: Orycteropus afer afer
Lineage: Eukaryota; Metazoa; Chordata; Mammalia; Tubulidentata; Orycteropodidae
Gene: SNAPC5
Product: small nuclear RNA activating complex polypeptide 5
Exons: 3
Coding region: 1-297 (98 amino acids)
Biological process (GO): transcription by RNA polymerase II; transcription initiation at RNA polymerase III promoter
Cellular component (GO): nucleus
Source: RefSeq, a predicted model, not a curated record
AUGCUGAGCCGGCUUCAGGAGCUACGCAAGGAGGAGGAGACGCUGCUUCGGCUGAAGGCGGCACUGCACGACCAGCUGAACCGACUCAAGGUUGAAGAGCUGGCCCUUCAAUCAAUGAUUAAUUCUAGAGGAGGGGAUGAGAUGCCACCUUCUCAAUCUGCACCUGAAAGGGCACAAGAUAUGUUGGUGCAUGUAGACAAUGAAGCAUCAAUCAACCAAACUGCACUGGAGCUGAGCACAAGCUGCCAUGCUCUGGAAGAAGAGGAGGAAGAAGAGGAUGAAGAAUCAGAUUCUUGA